CACUGUACCAAGUCAUCUCUCCCCAGGUCACUCCUUUCACCCGUGUGCUCGCGUUGAUUGGAUGGCAUGAGACGCCGCAAGGGUGGACGACGUAAACGUCCGGCGCAUCAAAAACAGCAGGAGACCAUCACAGCAUCAGCAAAUCAAGACAUAUCAGAACUGGCGAGCGAUUCUGAUAGUGACGAGUCGACAUCUGUACUUGUGGAAUCAACUUUUGCUCGAGACACACACACUCUCGCGCCAUCUUUGCCUGGCCGAAUCAUUUACUGCUAUCGUCUUCUGUGCACUGCCUUCUCUGGCAUCUCUGUGUCGCUUCUCCUUGAGUGGUUCGGCAUUAUGGUCCUAGGCUUGAGUAACCUCUGGUCUCCGGCCGCCAAUCUGCCGGAAUCCAUUGCUCUUGUUCAACGUAGCGAUGAAGGACCCAGCAAGAAAGUCAAGAGGAGGAGGAGAAAAGAUGGACCUGUUGGAGAUCUACAAUACUACCCUGGCAUGGUGAAUCUGAGCGGUGUCUUAUGCUACAUGAAUUCGGUGUUGCAGUCUCUAGCUUCAGUCACAUCUCUGAUUUCACAUCUGGAGCGAAUUACCACGUUGGCCGUUGAGGCUGAUCUCCCCACCCCAGUGACUGACGCUCUCACGGACGUCCUGACAGAUCUCAACACUCCCCACUCCUCGCCGCCUCGAGCACUCAAACCCCACAAUCUCAUUGCCGCGUUGCAACCACUCCCUCAGAUCCGUCGUCUGCUUGCAACAAGAGAACAGCAAGACGCUCACGAGCUCUUCGUUGUCCUUGCCGAAGCUAUAUCGGACGAAUCGCUCAAGGUCGCAGCGGAAGUGCUCAAGCUGCGAGGCUUUGCCGACCUGCUUUCCUUGCAGGCGUAUUGCUACAACAAGGGUGAGAGAAUGCCCAUUUCACGGCCCCUUAGCGCGCAAUUGGAGGAUGGUAUUAAGCAGAAACGGAAGAGAGCCCGAGGUCUAGCUCAACCUUGGGAGGGUCUGAUAGCCCGACGAAGGGUUUGCCGCCGAUGCGGAUGGAAAGGCGAAGUGAGAAUGGACACGCUCGGUGGAAUGGAACUGCCGAUCCCGCUUCAGGGUCAUGUCACGCUAGAUUCUUGUGUGGCAGAAUAUCUCGCCCCCGAAUUGCUGAGUGGAGUUACUUGCGAAUUCUGCUCUCUCCAAGAGACCCUCGAAUUUUAUCGUUCAGAAGCGGCUCGUCUGGCGCUCCCGCCAAAUAAGGCACAUCUCAAUGGUCAUGCUGAUACUGUCCACACCGCAUCCGGAUCUUUCUCUGCGUUGGAGCACAUGCCGGAUUCCGAGGCAUCAGCCGACAUGUCCGAUAGGAGGAAACGGAAGGCUAAAGAAGCCAAGAAGAUUGGAGCUAGGUUAGAGCAGAUGGUCCAGACAGGUUCGACUGCUGGAUUUGGAGAGGCCACGCUCCCAUCACUGCCCGAAUCCCUACCCACUGCUCCUCUCCCUAUCAAGUGGAAGACUGUGAACGCCGAUUCUGUCCGCCAGACUGUCAUCACCCGUCCGCCUCGUUCACUCAGACUGCACGUUGCUCGAUCUGGGAUAUCCCCGUAUGGUCACAUGGUAAAGAAGGCUGCCAGGGUCGCAAUUCCGCUCAUUCUUGACAUGACUCGAUUCACCGCCAGAGGUGUGUGGGAGGAGCGUUCAGAUAUCCGAUCUCUUCUCGCAGCUGGACUCCAACCCACAGAAACGGUCCCAAGAGUUCUUUAUCGACUAGAAAGUGUCAUUCUACACUACGGUUAUACGUCGUCAUCGGGACACUUUGUCUGUAUUCGACGCAAACCUGUCCCAGUUCCUGGUAACGAGGUGGACUACGGUCAGCCGAGCAAAGCUCGCAAGUCGUGUCCCGAUGGCUGCGUCUGUCAGGACUGUAUAUACCUUGGACAGGUGAGGGAACCAGCCAUACCGGGCAAAGGUUGGCUCAACGUCAGCGACGAUGAGGUGGAAGAGGUAGGAGCAGAGGCUCUUGAAGGAGCUGGUGCUGCUGUCUUCAUGCUAUUCUACGAGCGGGUUGCAGAGUAUCGCGAUCCGGCAUCAAUGGUAUAUCCCAGCCAAGCAGAUUCCAGAUCGGUCAGUUUAUCGCACGGAUCAAGUCCCGUCGUUCGGUAGUCAGUGACAAGGAUGUACUGUAGCCAUAGAA
Messenger RNA from Kockovaella imperatae, 2164 nucleotides. RefSeq lists its product as hypothetical. NCBI's taxonomy places the organism in Eukaryota, Fungi, Basidiomycota, Tremellomycetes, Tremellales, Cuniculitremaceae. Gene Ontology annotation, cellular component: cytosol; nucleus. Gene Ontology annotation, biological process: protein deubiquitination. The record is from RefSeq and is a predicted model, not a curated record. Gene Ontology annotation, molecular function: cysteine-type deubiquitinase activity; cysteine-type endopeptidase activity. The coding region runs from base 67 to 2133 and encodes 688 amino acids. The transcript is spliced from 5 exons.